AGUUAUUUUUGUGAUAAAAUUAUAUUAAUUCUCUAAAUACGCACUAGAACUACGUGAUAACACGAAAUAGAUCUCUUUAAAGACAUUGAAACGAACAUAAAAACACAAAAAAAUUAGGAAUCUUAUUUGGUGUGUAGGGAUGAAGUGAAUAAGAAGAAUAAUAAGAUGCCGAAUAAAAAGAGGCGUGGUGGUUCCGAUACGAAACACGCAAAGGGGUCUUCGAAAGGUGGUGGCGGCGGCGGAACAUUAACAAAUAAUAAGACUGAAAAGAAACCAGUAAAGACUGACAAAAAUAGACACGACCUUGAUGACAAUAAAUCCAAUACGGAACGUCGUCGUACUUAUUCAAAUAAUAAAAAGACGAGUAACAACACCACCACCACCAACAACAGCAGCAGUAAUUGUGAUGAAGUAGAUGCAACGGUUACAAUUCGACAUGAUGUCGUAGUUAACUUAAAUAAUAGAACCGCGAUAGUCUCGGAUGUGAAACGUUAUAGUGAUAGCUUCAUCCAAGCAGGUUGUAAUAAAAUUGACAAGAUCGAUGGCAAUUUGUCAAGAUCGCGUAGCGGAUUUUUAACAGAUGACGAUAAGGAGUCACCGAAAAGUGACAAAUCUGACAGAAAGUCCAGAAGAUUUAGCGAUAUAUUUCGGUACGGGGCAUAUCGUACGGAUUUGGACGUAAUUAAGAAUCAAGAGGAACGGAAGAAGAUGAUCUCAUCUUCUUCUGGCGAUACAAAAAAAGGAAAAAUUAAUAAUACCGUCAAAUCGGCAACCGGUAACAGGAAUUUAGCGAUGGUCGGAGGUACCCCAAAUAAACCCGAAAAAACUCUCUCUACCUGUUCCGAUAGCAACAACUCGUAUCUGAAACGGGUCAAGUCGAAAAUAUGUCGGACGAGAACGGACGAUCCAUCGACGAUAUACGAAAACGAUGAGAACUUAAAACAGAGAAACAACUUGCGAAGUUCGGUUUCGCAUUUUGAUUUUAGACUCAUUCGACAAACAUCGAAUUUGGAAAAAGUUGUUAGACCUAGCGUUUUAGGUCACAAAAAGUGCGCGUCGAAUGUUGGCGUUGGUGAAACGAUCAGCGACGAGAAGCCCGUUCUCGCCAAAUCGAAAUCGAGCAGUGCCAUCAAUUUGGGAUUGUUGAGGACUCGUCGUAAUAAAAUCUUGGAACAGAUCAAGAAAAACGUUAAACCGGCCGAAAACGAAUUCGAUUUUAUUGCAUUUACAAGAUCUCACCGUGAUAAGAACGAUUUUAUUGAGGAAUCUGUUCAAACUACACUGCCAAAAACUACUUCUUCAGGUGAUAUGAAACCGAAUCAAUCUUUAACUAGAACAGAUUCGGAUCGUAGACCGGACGCAAAGAACGAAAACACGAGUCAAGGAAGUCAAGAACAUAUUCAAAAUGACGAAGAAUCUGUAACUACAAUGGAAAACACGAAAAGUCUUCCGCCGUUUACUGACAAAAAGAAAAAUGCAAGUUCAAUUAAUCGAUCGGAAAGUGUAAAAGAAUCGUCAGAUAAGCAAAAGAACGAAAGGAAACAACAAAGGCGGAAUAUUAGUGAUCCACUUCAUAAUACCAGUGAAUCGGGAACUAUUGAUUCGAACGAUUUGCCAUGGUCCGGAAGUACAGGAAGUUCAUCAAACACAAGCAUUAAUUCAAAUUCUAGGUAUUCUAAUGAAAGUCCUACUGGAGGUAAUGGAGGUUGUGACAGCGAUGGAAAUAACGAAACGGAUUAUCUCGAUUGGCAAAGUGGUCUUCCUGAAGAAGAACUUCAAAAGCUCUCUUCACACGAAAAAGAAAGACAAGAUAUCAUAAACGAAUUAUUUUAUACCGAAAAGUCUCACUUACGAAAUCUCGAUAUUUUGAGUCGAAUAUUUUUAAAAGGUAUAAAAGAAAAAAGCCUAUUAAAAGAAGAAGAGAUACAACUAAUAUUUCCUAAUUUACCGGAUUUAUUAAAAAUCCAUGGUAAGUUUAAAUGCAUUUUAAAAAAUAAAAAGAUUCGCGAUGGUAUAAUUUGGAAGAAUAUCGGCGAAAGUUUAUUAACGAUGUUCGAAGGAGAAUUAGGCGAAACUUUACAAAAGGUUGCGGCAACUUUUUGUGAGAACCAACAGUGUGCCUUAGAAUUAAUUAAAGAGAAACGACGCAAAGACUCCAAGUUUAGUAUGGGCCUAAAUGAACUGGAAAAGAACAACGAUUGCCGACGGUUAACGUUACAAGGAUUUAUCGUCUCCGAAAUGCAAAGGCUCGCCAAGUAUCCAUUGCUUAUUGAAAGACUUAUCAGCAUUUUAGAGAAAAUUGAGUCAAACUCUCAAGAUCUCGAAUACUCUCAAGUUGAAAUGAAUAGUUUAACGCGAGCGCAUGAUCGGGCCAAAGAAAUUAUUAAUUAUAUUAAUGAAGCUGCUGCUAAAGCUUGGUGUAAAUAUCGACUAGAAGAAAUACAAAACCAUUUGGAUACUAGUUUAUUUAGUACGUCUUCUAAUAAAGAAAUUGUUAAUGAAUUUAAAAGUAUUGACUUAACUAAUUACAAUUACGUUUAUGAUGGUCCCGUUCAUUUAAAAAGACAGAACAAAGCACACUUGCAGGUCCAUAUGGUGCUACUAGAGGAAUUCGUUGUACUAUUACAGCGCGAUAGUGAACGUUACUUGCUGAAAUUUUUUCAAAAUGGUAAACCGGGACAACCGCCUUUAGCUCCUAUUAUUAAAAUGUCGACACUUUUAGUGAGAACAAACGCAGCGUUCGAAAGUUCAUUAUUUUUGGUAAACACAUCUGCGAGUUCAAUGUACGAAUUAUUAACGCGAGAUAGUUCAGAAAGAAAAACAUGGUUUACGCAUCUAUCGAAUGCAGUAGAAUCGUUUAAACAACCGGGUGGUAAAACGAAAACUUCUGAGCCUGACGAGGAAGAGACUGUCGAUGAACUUCCUAAUUUACAAGACGCUAUCGAGAGGGCGGAAACGAUCGGUAGUGACACAUCGGGAAGCGAUGCUGAAAGGAAUUCAUCAUCAUCGCAAGUAAGAAGUACGGAAACUAAUAACACUUCUUCUCACGAGGACGAUGAAUCAACUGAUGGAAAAUCAGAUAUAACAGUCGUCGAAAAAAAUGAUAUCGAAAUUAAUGACGAUGUUAAUUCAAAUGGUGGUGGAGUUUCGAGAAAGUUUACAACUGAGGAUUGGCCGCUUAUUCAACCUUCUGAAGUGCACGCAGAUAUUCCUCCUGUACAUUCUGCCGAUAUUGUUUUAACGCCCAUAGAACAAAUUAAAAGAAAAGGAGAUGAAGUAUCGAAAGCGAUCGAUGAAAAACAAAAUCUCUGUGCUGACGUUCUCAACAUCGAUAGAAAAGACUUCAAAAUCAUUGCGGAUAUGACGUCAGAGGCGAACACUCGUGAUCCCAUCGACCUUGUGAUUGCUUCAAUGAAUCAAGUUUCGGCUGAAACUGUACCCGAAAUAUUUUUUAGGGUUAAAUACAAGACAAAAUCCAAGGAUUUUAAUAAUACUGUAUUCACCACAAAAUGGUUUACGCAUCUAUCGAAUGCAGUAGAAUCGUUUAAACAACCGGGUGGUAAAACGAAAACUUCUGAGCCUGACGAGGAAGAGACUGUCGAUGAACUUCCUAAUUUACAAGACGCUAUCGAGAGGGCGGAAACGAUCGGUAGUGACACAUCGGGAAGCGAUGCUGAAAGGAAUUCAUCAUCAUCGCAAGUAAGAAGUACGGAAACUAAUAACACUUCUUCUCACGAGGACGAUGAAUCAACUGAUGGAAAAUCAGAUAUAACAGUCGUCGAAAAAAAUGAUAUCGAAAUUAAUGACGAUGUUAAUUCAAAUGGUGGUGGAGUUUCGAGAAAGUUUACAACUGAGGAUUGGCCGCUUAUUCAACCUUCUGAAGUGCACGCAGAUAUUCCUCCUGUACAUUCUGCCGAUAUUGUUUUAACGCCCAUAGAACAAAUUAAAAGAAAAGGAGAUGAAGUAUCGAAAGCGAUCGAUGAAAAACAAAAUCUCUGUGCUGACGUUCUCAACAUCGAUAGAAAAGACUUCAAAAUCAUUGCGGAUAUGACGUCAGAGGCGAACACUCGUGAUCCCAUCGACCUUGUGAUUGCUUCAAUGAAUCAAGUGGAUCUAAUAUUUAAGGCUGUGAAUGAGUCGUUAACGGUAACAGACGCUGAACUAAUAAAAGGUGGCACAACGCCAUCGUGUACGAGUCAAAAGAAUUUUAUUCAAAACGAUUACCAUCGUUACCCGUCAGAAAUGAACGACGUUAAGGAAGCUGCGACGAAACUUAACAGACUACUUACGGAAUUAUUAGAAGUCGUAAAAGAUAAGGAUGAAGAAUAUUUAAGGCUUAGGAGAGAACAGGAAAAAACGCGAGAACAAUUACAUGCGCGAUUAUCUCUUGAAUGUAGUUCGCAAGAGAUAAAUAAAGAUGUAGUUGAUGUUUCUGCUGAUGUAUCACAGACUGGGGACUUGGAAAGCAUAGAGGAAAGUCUAACGGAGAACGAUAUGAAUUAAUUUAAAUGAAAAAGAGACAAUUUCGAUUCUAUUAAGUUAUUUAAUUAAAAAAGUACUUUGUAUAGUUAUUAUUUUGUUGAUAAGUUUUAAUUUAUAAGAGAUUUCCAUGUUAUAACCCUAUUAUAAGCGUAAUUAUAUUAGUUGCAACUUCAGUUUGAAGAAGAAAAACUUAUUUUUGUAGCAAAAAAAUCAAUGUUUUUAAUACCGAUAAGUAAUGUAUUGUUCUAAAGUCUAAACGCAUGCCCAUAGUAAGUUAUUUUCAUUUCUCUCGCCAUUCUUUGAUCUAUUUUUUUAUUAUUUUUUCUUAUCUUUAUAUGCUACUGUCAAAAACAAUACCUAAAGUAUUAUAUAAUUAUUUUAUGCUUUACAACUUUUUUUAAAGGGUUUGUGCAAAAUAUCCAAUUUUAUUGUUAUUAUACAUACAAUGUUAUUAAAACAGUAGAUGUAGGUAAAAGAUACCUUUUAGUUGGGCUAUUUUUCAAUAUAACUGUUUCUGUUGUAGAAUUUUCCUGUGUACCUGAGUACCUAAUGUGUAUAAUUAAUAAAGUAUCUCUAGUUGAUCCAUAUAUCCAUACUGUUUUUAUUAUAAUUAUUAAUUUCUUUUUCUAUAUAAAAACGCAAAUUAUUUAUGUUGUGUAACAGUUUGUAUUGCUUUUUGCCAGUAGUGUAUUAAUUAAUUAUUGUAAUUGUGAUGCAACAAAUUUUUGCAUUUUUUUCUUUUUCUUAUUUUUUCUUACAAAUGUGGAAAAUCAAUUUUAUUGUUAUAAUCAUUAUGUAAAUUUGGAUACCUACAUGAAAUAACAUAAUACAUUUUUAUUGUAUAUAAAAUGAGCAUUGAAUUUAUUAAUGUGAAUAAAAUUAAUUAAAAUAUCCA
Molecule: messenger RNA, 5377 nt
Organism: Onthophagus taurus
Lineage: Eukaryota; Metazoa; Arthropoda; Insecta; Coleoptera; Scarabaeidae
Source: RefSeq, a predicted model, not a curated record